AUGCUAUAUUAUCUUGUACAGGCGCUUGCCGUCUUGUCCAUUGUUAGCGCUGCCCAAGUCAGCAACGUUUUUCAGAGCUUCAAUAGUCUUGUUUGGCAGAAUGGUGCAUCAUAUGCAUUAAGUACCCCAGCUGCUCCAAAUUGGAUCGCCACAUUAUCAUGGCAGAUUUUAGGAUCAAAUGUUAAAGCUGGCGACAGCUUCACAUUGCACAUGCCAUGUGUUUUCAAGUUCACCACUACACAAACCGGAGUGAGCUUAGCAGUCGGUAAUACAGUGUACGCCACUUGUAACUUUGAACCAGGUGAUUUGGUGGUUGCAUUUUCAGAAUUGCAGUGUGUUGCUACUUCAAAUGUUCAAGCUUCUACAAAUGCUUACGGUACUGUUUCUUUCCCAUUCACAUUCAAUGUCGGUGGAUCGGCAAAUGCUGUGGAUCUCCAAAGCUCCACCUGCUUCAAUUCCGGAACUAAUACAGUGACAUUCACCGAUGGCGGAAACCCACUUAGUAUUUCUGUCAAUUUCCAAGGCGGCUCAAACACAAAUGCUGCUACUGGCGUGAGCACCAACAAUAUUGUGUAUUCAAAUCGUAUUGUGCCUACUUUGAAUAGGCAGCAAGUUUAUCUCUUGGCCGGCAGCUGUCCCAACGGAUACACAAGUGGAACUUUGGGUGUUAGCGUUACAUCUGGCCUGAUUGAUUGUCUGAGUGUCCAUGCCGCUAUAAGCAACGCCUUUAAUGCUUGGUACUACCCUGAAUCAGCAAGCACUUUUCUGUACACAAAUACUUGUAGUACAAGCGGAUUCUCCAUUAGUUACUCAAAUGUUCCCGCCGGGUAUAGACCAUUUUUAGAUAUGCUUGUUGCUGUUGCUACCGGUGCAAGUUUGACCACAUCGUUUACAAACAAAUACAAGUGUGUAGGUAGCUCCACAACGGUUGAUAACUCAAAAUCAGUGACGUGGGGAGCCUAUAACAACAACCAGGCGGGUGCUAAUGGUCAGGAAGUUGUUGUUACAACCGUCACGUGGACUGGACUGACAACUUUGGUUACAACAUUGCCAUUCAACUCGGGUGUUGACAAAACAAAAACUAUCCAAGUUGAUGUCCCUGUUCCCACCACAACAUUAUCAUCACAGUUUUGCGGACCAAGCACUUCCUUUACUACAUUCACCGCUACUCCAGGCAAAACAGCCACCGUGAUUGAAUUUGAUCCUAAUACAGCCUUGUGUCCAAUCACCAGUGAGAAACCUACUACUAGUGAGGAACCAACUACUAGUGAGGAACCAACUACUAGUGAGGAACCUACCACCAGCGAAGAAGAAACUUCCAGUGAAGAGCCUACUACCAGUGAAGAACCAACCACCAGUGAGGAACCAACUACUAGUGAGGAACCAACCACCAGCGAAGAAGAAACUUCUACUGAAGAGCCAACUACUAGCGAAGAACCUACUACCAGCGACGAAGAAACUUCAACUGAGGAACCAACCACCAGUGAGGAACCAACCACUAGUGAAGAAGAAACUUCAACUGAGGAACCAACCACUAGUGAAGAAGAAACUUCUACUGAAGAACCAACUACUAGUGAGGAACCAACUACUAGCGAAGAACCAACCACCAGCGAAGAAGAAACUUCUACUGAAGAACCAACUACUAGCGAAGAACCAACUACUAGCGAAGAACCAACCACCAGCGAAGAAGAAACUUCCAGUGAAGAGCCUACCACUAGUGAAGAAGAAACUUCUACUGAGGAACCAACCACCAGUGAAGAACCUACCACUAGUGAAGAAGAAACUUCUACUGAAGAGCCAACUACUAGCGAAGAACCUACCACCAGCGAAGAAGAAACUUCAACUGAGGAACCUACUACCAGUGAAGAACCUACUACUAGUGAGGAAUCUACUAGUAGCGAAGAAGAAACUUCUACUGAGGAACCUACUACUAGUGAGGAAUCUACUAGUAGCGAAGAAGAAACUUCUACUGAGGAACCUACUACUAGUGAGGAACCAACUACUAGUGAGGAACCAACUACUAGCGAAGAAGAAACUUCUACUGAAGAACCAACUUCUACUGAAGAGCCAACCACCAGCGACGAACCUACCACCAGCGAAGAAGAAACUUCUACUGAGGAACCAACUACUAGUGAGGAACCAACUACUAGUGAGGAACCUACCACCAGCGAAGAACCUACAACCAGCGAAGAAGAAACUUCUACUGAGGAACCAACCACCAGCGAAGAAGAAACUUCUACUGAGGAACCAACUACUAGUGAGGAACCUACCACCAGCGAAGAAGAAACUUCCAGUGAAGAGCCUACCACCAGCGAAGAAGAAACUUCUACUGAGGAACCAACUACUAGUGAGGAACCUACCACCAGCGAAGAAGAAACUUCCAGUGAAGAGCCUACUACUAGUGAGGAACCAACCACCAGCGAAGAACCUACCACCAGCGAAGAAGAAACUUCUACUGAGGAACCAACUACUAGUGAGGAACCAACCACCAGCGAAGAAGAAACUUCCAGUGAAGAGCCUACCACUAGUGAAGAAGAAACUUCUACUGAGGAACCAACUACUAGUGAGGAACCAACUACUAGUGAGGAACCAACUACUAGUGAGGAACCAACUUCCACUGGAGAACCAACCACCAGUGAAGAAGAAACUUCAACUGAAGAACUUACUACCAGCGACGAAGAAACUUCCACUGAGGAACCUACUACUAGUGAGGAACCAACUACCAGUGAGCCACCAACUUCCACUGGAGAACCAACUACUAGUGAAGAAGAAACUUCCACUGAGGAACCAACUUCCAUUAGAGAACCAACAACCAGCGACGAAGAAACUUCCACUGAGGAACCUACUACUAGUGAGGAACCAACUACCAGUGAGCCACCAACUUCCACUGGAGAACCAACUACUAGUGAAGAAGAAACUUCCACUGAGGAACCAACUUCCACUAGAGAACCAACAACCAGCGACGAAGAAACUUCCACUGAGGAACCUACUACUAGUGAGGAACCAACUACCAGUGAGCCACCAACUUCCACUGGAGAACCAACUACUAGUGAAGAAGAAACUUCCACUGAGGAACCAACUUCCACUAGAGAACCAACAACCAGUGAGGAACCAACUUCCACUGGAGAACCAACCACCAGUGAAGGAGAAACUUCUACUGAAGAACUUACUUCCAGUAAAGAAGAAAAUUCAACUGAGGAACCUACUACUAGUGAGGAACCAACUACCAGUGAGCCACCAAUAUCUUCCUCAUCAAUUGUACCACCGUAUCAAAAUACAACCGUCUCGGAGACUUCUAGCGAGAACACUGAAACGGGUACUGAGGUUCCGCCCACUGAUACUGGUUCUAACACUGGAGUCCCUCCAACUGGCACUGACACUGGUACUAACACUGGAGUACCACCAACUGGCACUGACACUGGAGUCCCUCCAACUGGCACCGAUACAAAUGUUCCACCAACUGGCACCGAUACAAAUGUUCCACCAACUGGUACCGAUACAAAUGUUCCACCAACUGGUACUGACACUGGAGUCCCUCCAACUGGCACCGAUACAAAUGUUCCACCAACUGGCACUGACACUGGAGUCCCUCCAACGGGCACUGACACUGGAGUCCCUCCAACGGGCACUGACACUGGAGUCCCUCCAACGGGCACUGACACUGGAGUCCCUCCAACUGGCACUGACACUGGUACUAACACUGGAGUACCACCAACUGGCACUGACACUGGAGUACCACCAACUGGCACCGAUACAAAUGUUCCACCAACUGGCACCGAUACAAAUGUUCCACCAACUGGUACCGAUACAAAUGUUCCACCAACUGGUACUGACACUGGAGUCCCUCCAACUGGCACUGACACUGGUACUAACACUGGAGUACCACCAACUGGCACCGAUACAAAUGUUCCACCAACGGGCACUGACACUGGAGUCCCUUCAACUGGCACUGACACUGGAGUCCCUCCAACUGGCACCGAUACAAAUGUUCCACCAACUGGCACUGACACUGGAGUACCACCAACUGGCACCGAUACAAAUGUUCCACCAACUGGUACUGACACUGGUACUAACACUGGAGUACCACCAACUGGCACUGACACUGGAGUCCCUCCAACGGGCACUGACACUGGAGUCCCUCCAACGGGCACUGACACUGGAGUCCCUCCAACUGGCACUGACACUGGUGUUCCUCCAACUGGUACUGACACUGCUACUCCUCCAACUGGUACUGGAACCGGAACCAACACUGCUACUCCUCCAACUGGUACUGGAACCGGAACCAACACUGCUACUCCUCCAACUGGUACUGGAACCGGAACCAACACUGCUACUCCUCCAACUGGCACUGACAUUGGUGUACCUCCAAUUGGAACCAACACUGCUACUCCUCCAACUGGCACUGACAUUGGUGUACCUCCAAUUGGAACCAACACUGCUACUCCUCCAACUGGCACUGACAUUGGUGUACCUCCAACUGGUGGUGGAACCAAUACCGCUACACCUUCAGCUACUAGCCUCGAAACUGGUAAGGUAUAUCCUCCACUUUCGAGUACCACUUUUGAAGGGGCAAUUGUUCCUACCAUUGCUCCAAAUGAGAGUGCAGUAGAACCAACAACUUCUCAAAAACCAUCCACUGAACAACCAUCUGCUGAGCAACCAUCUGCUGAACAACCAUCCGCUGAACAAUCAACUGCUGAGCAAAUUGGAGAAGAUCAAACAGGUGCAGGUCAGACAUUAGGAAUAAGUUCAGGUAAUGAGGGCGUGGCUUCUGCAAUUAAUACUGGCGCUCAAUCAACUGCUACUACAUCCUUAAUUGAACAAUUUUCCACUGUCCCUGUUGAAUCUGCUAGUUCUGCAGUUACCGUUCCAUCAAUGAUUGGAUAUGAAGGUAGUGCAGCAGGUAAAUUCACGAAACGCUCGUCCUUGUUGACUGGAUUCGCAAUCUUAGUGUCAAUUUUAUUGUAA
Molecule: messenger RNA, 4968 nt
Organism: Lodderomyces elongisporus
Lineage: Eukaryota; Fungi; Ascomycota; Pichiomycetes; Serinales; Debaryomycetaceae
Exons: 1
Coding region: 1-4968 (1655 amino acids)
Biological process (GO): cell-cell adhesion
Cellular component (GO): fungal-type cell wall
Molecular function (GO): cell adhesion molecule binding
Source: RefSeq, a predicted model, not a curated record